ACACACACACACGCACAUUUAAGACCAUAGCAGCGUCAGUGUUUCCUCUUUUACAUCCUUUUUCAUGGUGACUUGCUUCUCCUAUUUUCCAGUUUUCUUUGGUACGAAAUAAAUCAGCGUGAGCUUUAUUACAUUUCAACACAUCUAUUGUUAUCAGUUUCUCCUCGGUGUGAGACAGAAGACGAUGAUGAAGCUCUGUAUUCUUCUCUCUCUCCUGCUCGGGCAGUGUGCGCUUUCUGCUCAGUCUGCCAUAUUUGGUGAGAGAAUCGAAGAAGGCAGUAAUAUCAUCAUUUCCUGUGAAAACGAGGGGAGAGUGACAUGGAGUAAACACGCUUAUGGAAAGAGAAAGAUCAUCUUCACGGCUGAACAGGGAAAAAACCCUGCCCAAUCCGAACCUGAUCCAGAUCCCAGAUACAGUGUACUAGCUAAUUUAUCCCUCGUAAUAAAUGAAACAUUAGUGUCAGACUCAGGGAUUUACUUCUGUAACGCUACUCCUGUGGUGGAACUGACUGUCAUUCCAUUAAAAGCCAUAUUUGGUGAGAGAAUUGAAGAAGGCAGUAAUAUCAUCAUUUCCUGUGAAAACGAGGGGAGAGUGUCAUGGAGUAAACAUGCUUAUGGAAAGAGAAAGAUCAUCUUCACGGCUGAACAGGGAAAAAACCCUGCCCAAUCCGAACCUGAUCCAGAUCCCAGAUACAGUGUACUAGCUAAUUUAUCCCUCGUAAUAAAUGAAACAUUAGUGUCAGACUCAGGGAUUUACUUCUGUAACGCUACUCCUGUGGUGGAACUGACUGUCAUUCCAUUAAAAGAGAUCUUUACUGGUGAUAAGAGUGAAUCUGCUAUGACCAACACAGGAGUGUGUGCUGUUGAGCGAGUGCCAUAUAUCAGUCUGGCUGCCCUGUUUUUUUCCCUCCUCACUACAAUAUAGCAAUCUACCAUUAACCUCAGCAUGGAUUAGAGCAAAUCAGACAAUCUGUUACCAACCAAUACUGACUAAUCAUACUCAUAAAAAUAGUUUCAUAAUACAGUAUAUGUUCUGUUGUGCAGGAUGAAUAUGAAGCACUACUUUAACCCUGAUCAAAUAAAUAUUCAUUUUUAUUCUUCA
Messenger RNA from Neoarius graeffei (lesser salmon catfish), 1102 nucleotides. RefSeq lists its product as uncharacterized. NCBI's taxonomy places the organism in Eukaryota, Metazoa, Chordata, Actinopteri, Siluriformes, Ariidae. The record is from RefSeq and is a predicted model, not a curated record. Bases 185 to 925 code for a protein of 246 amino acids. Gene Ontology annotation, biological process: dendrite self-avoidance; axon guidance; homophilic cell-cell adhesion. Gene Ontology annotation, molecular function: cell-cell adhesion mediator activity. The transcript is spliced from 5 exons. Gene Ontology annotation, cellular component: axon; plasma membrane.